This is a messenger RNA of Linum trigynum, 2709 nucleotides long. NCBI's taxonomy places the organism in Eukaryota, Viridiplantae, Streptophyta, Magnoliopsida, Malpighiales, Linaceae. The record is from the annotation of a GenBank genome assembly.
GAUAUUUGGCUUAUGCAGGUCCCGCUCGUGGAGAUGGCCCUUCAGCCGGUGCCGAGUGAUAUGAUGUUGGACUCUGUUGCGGACUACCUUGGAGAGGACGGAUUGUGGGAUGUGGAUCGGUUGGCCUCUUGGCUGCCAGCGGAGGUUCUGCAGAAGAUGACCGCGGUGGCUGUGGACCCCCUCUCCACCAAGAAGGACAGGAUCUUCUGGACGGGAUCCUCCAACGUGCGCUUCUCAACAAAAUCAGCCUACCUGUUGGCGAAUCCGCCUCAUCACGAUCCCCGGCACCUGAUGUGGAAGAAAAUUUGGCGGCUCCCGGUUCCGGAAAGAGUCCGGUGUUUCGCCUGGUUGGUCUGCCUGGGCAAGAUUGCUACAAACCAACUCAGGUUCUCUAGAAAGUGCGCUCCAUCCUCCUCCUGCUACCCCUGUGAAGAUGCUGCCGAGACCAUUUGCCAUGUCCUCCGUGAUUGCCCGCCUGCUGUGUUCUUUUGGAGUAGACACGUGCCGGCGGCCGACCAACAAGCCUUCUUCUCAGCUUCUACAGGAAACUGGCUGCAGAAGAACCUUCUCAAGGAGGAGGUCAUGGUGGCAGAGGUUAGUUGGAAUGCUUUCUUCAGCAUAGCGAUUUGGUGCUUGUGGAAGAACAGGUGCACGGGCUGCUUCAAAGGGGUUACAGCCACUCUGUCUGCCCCGUCCCUGAGCCACUCAAUCAUGCAUAGAGUCAACCUGUGGCACAAGGCUUGGAGUGCCCCUUCAAUCGUGCCAGGUAAGCCUCGGAUGAUCCAAGAAGAGAGGGUAGAGAGCAUUGGGUGGCUUGCCCCCCCAAGGGGAUGGAUGAAGCUCAAUGUUGAUGGGGCUUCGGCGGGAAAUCCCGGGAUUGCAGGGGCUGGCGGAUUGAUUAGAGAUGACCAGGGCCGAUGGAUAGCGGGUUUUGUGGCUAAGAUUGGAGAGACCUCGGCGGCUCUUGCUGAGCUGUGGGCAAUUCGGCAUGGCCUGGACAUUGCCUGGCGCCGCAGGUGCACGAGCUUGAUUGUUGAAUCGGAUUCCCAGCUGGCUAUCCAGUUGAUUAAGGAUCGGCAGGAUCCCAUUCACCCGUACGCCGGCAUUUUGAUGUCGAUUCGACGGCUCUUGAGUCAGGAUUGGCUGGUCAAUAUUGUUCACACAUACCGGGAGGGGAAUAGAGCCGCGGACUGGCUCUCGAAGCACAGUCUCGUCUAUCCCUACGGUGUGAGAGAACUUUUUGACCCGCCAAGGGACUUGUGUCGGGUUCUUCAGGAGGAUAAUCAGGGAGUUUCUUUUGAGCGCCGGAUUGUGGUGCAAAGAGAUAGAUAGCUCCUCUUCUCUGUUUUUUCCCUCCCCCCCCCCCCCCCCCCCCCCCCCCCCCCCUGUUUUUCUGUUUUCCUUCUUGGCCUUGGCCUCCCUUAAUGCAAAAAAAAAAAAAUUGCAAAGCAAAAAUCUAGGAUACAUCUAAUUUAAAAGACCAAAAUGGUUCGAUUGUCUUUGCUCGGGACUCCUGAUUGAUUAUAUUGAUGAUCCAUCAAUAGAGGAAUUAUUAGUCCUGCGCGAGGCCAUCCGGUGGUGUUUGAAACUUUGGAUGGUGGUCUCUCGCAGGUUCGAUUGGGAGGGGACGCAACAAUGGUCAUUGAUAAGGUCAAUCAGCUUCUUAAGUAUGAUAAUCUCUUUGAAGUUAUUCUGGAGGAAGUUUUUUCCAAACUUGGGAAAUAACUACAAUAUUAUGCACUUUUGGGAAUUGUUUUCCAAAUACAUUAAUUGUUGUAAAAUCCAGGAAAUAAGGACAUUUUAUGCUUUUAACCAAACGUGGGUUAUCUUUAUCAGAAUACUUUCAUUCGAUUGAAAAUGUUAAUGUCUCUGUCAUUAAUAAAAAAGAAAUUAUACAUGCAUCAAAGUGAAAAAGAAGAACCAAAAGACAGGCAAAUGCAUUGCACCGUGGUAAAAUUAAACGGUAACUUACUCAGCAACCUAUAAAAUUAAUUUAAAUCAAAACUUGCUUGGAUCACACCCAGUCGAACACUAUUUAUUUAUUCAAUGGGGGAAAAAAAGAACACAAUUUAUUUGCGUUUCACAAUGGGAAUCAUCACGCACUUGAAAAAGCUAGUGGUUCCCCAUUCAAUGAUUUAUUAUUAUGUUUAUAUUCGGUAAAUCACGUAUACCUGUAAAACAAAAUAAAUGUAUAUAGUCGUAUUGUCUCUAACUAAAAUUUCUAACAAUCAUCCAAAAUAUCACACAAACGAAAACAUACGAAUAGAUUAUCAUCAUGUAAUGACCCAAACACAUAACUACUACAGUAUUACUAUCAUGAGUGUAGGAUCCACAAAUAUUACUAAUCACAAUAACCAUUGACACUUUUUUUUUUUUUCAGAAUUUAGAACUUCAAAUGUAGUCACGCCAACGUACCGAUCACGAUUAUUCGUCCAACUAGAUAAAUCAACUCAUACUUUCUUUUGGAGGAAUCAGACCUAACAAUUUGCUUCUGAUUAAAUAACAAGACAUUUUACAAGCAGAAGUUAAAACUAUUAAACUUCUAAAGUAAAAGGAUCAUCUAUCUUACCAUUGCAUUCUUUAAAACCUGUAAGAUAUUAUGAUAUCUAACUAAAUUAGUCUCAUUUUGUAAGUUGGAUUGAUUCCUUAUGAGGUGGAAAAGUAAGGAAAUCUCUCCAUAUAGAUAGAAAAUAGAGUCAACAUGAAUUU